CAGAACCCCCUGCAUACUCUCAGCUAAACUUGACACGGGUCUGGGCUUGCCAUACAUAAGUGUCGGCCUCUACUUGCUCUCGCAGUUGACGGCUUUGGGUCUUGGCCUGACGCCCGCCCUUCUCUCGCGCAGCGACAGUUCCAUCAACAUAUAAAUUCGGGGCCUUCGACUUACACUCUUUCCAUCUCGGAUCAAACAUAAAUAACUCGACAAUCAUGGACUCUCCGCCACCCUCAUCGCUGUACCCAGCGAUGGCGAUUCUCGACUACAUGCAUGCUCCUACUGUUGGGUUCUUCUUCCUGGGCGCAACAGCGUUCAGUCUAUGUAUACUGCAGAAACCGAUACCAGUGUCACACCGACGGAGAAGAGGCGUAUUUGCGACCACAGUCGUCAUACUGCUCUCAUACAUAACGGAAGUGCUCUAUUACUUCAGCCGAUCACUUGCAAAUGCACAAUAUACAGCUCCAGAGCCUUCGGCGAUCCGAUGUCUUGGCUCUAUCCUGGUAUGGGGCCCCAUCUCGUACUCUUUAUGGACUUCGAAAUCUCUGAGGUGGCAUCCUUACUUUGGCACAUUCGUGCUCCAGUUUUCGUUCGAAACGACAACAUGCUUUAUGAGCGCUGCCUCGAUACCUGACGCGGACCGAUCGAGUAAUGCGCCUUUUGUUCUCGGUUGCAUCAGAGUUAUCACUUCCCUGAUCCUGCUGGUUGACAGCUUUGUCAUCACAGCCACGAAGCAUGCGGAGAAGAGCACCGAUGAGGAGAGCCAAUCGCUAAUACCAAAGCCAGCCAAUGGCGCCGCGACCCAGAACGGCAACGCAGGAUACGGUAGCAUCGAGCAGAAUACCUCUGAUGAUGAGGGAGAAGCCCCCAAAGACAAAGACAAAGAACUCAAAGAGCAACAGGCCAAGCGUCUGGAGGAAGAAGGCGGCUGGUUUGGCUACCUCAAGUCGUUCGCUGUAUUUCUACCAUACUUGUUUCCGCGCGACGACUGGAUGGUCAUGGGAGCUUUGGGAGUCCGUCUCGUUCAUAUGCUUUCUGAACGCGCCCUCAACUUGCUCACGCCCCGUCAGCUUGGUAUCAUCACGAACAAGCUAAGCCAUAACACAGGCGUCAUGCCUUGGAAGGACGUCGGUCUAUGGGUUCUGUUCCAGUGGAUUGGUAGCUAUGCAGGUCUUGGCUUCAUUGACGGCAUUGCUAGCAUGAUCAUCUCGAACUCAGCCUACCGACGAAUCACGCUGUUAGCCUACGAGCACGUCUUGAGUCUUUCUAUGGACUUCCAUACAUCGAAGGACUCUGGCGAAGUUCUGAAAGCUGUUGAGCAAGCGUCGUCACUCAACUCCCUUGUUGAGAUGGUACUCUUCGACAUUUCGCCUAUCCUCCUGGAUCUGGUUGUUGCCAUGUGGUACGUCACGCAUCUGUUCGAUGCAUACAUGGCCUUCAUUAUUCUGUUCAUGGGGUUCGCGUACACCUGCAUUGGCUGGUAUUUCACCACCCUCUCGCAGCCAAAGCGGAGAGACUAUGUGGAGAAGCAGCGCACGGAAAGUUCGACUGUUAACGAAACAGUGCACAACUGGCAGACGGUCGCAUACUUCAAUCGUCUCAAUUACGAACAUUCGCGAUACGCAUCCAACAUCAUGAACACAAUCAGGGCGCAAUACGCCUACUACUUCCGGUCUAUGGGCGGUCACGCCGCGCAAAAUAUGCUGACCACUUUCGGAUUUGCGGCUUGCUGCGUCUUUGGUAUGACACAGAUUGUCAGUGGACGCAAGCAAGUCGGCGAUCUCGUUACGCUGAUCAUGUACUGGCACACGAUGACGAGCCCCCUGUACGUUUUAUCGUACAGCUACAGGCACAUCUCCAGCUCCCUCAUUGACGCGGAACGAUUGCUUCAGAUGCUCAAAACCAAGCCUUCUGUUGCUGACAACGACGGCGCAAGGGACCUUGUCGUCGACACUGGUGUGGUGGAGUUUACGGGUGUGGAGUUCGCAUACGAUGAGCGCAAACCCAUCAUUAGAGGAGUCGAUCUACACGCGGAGGGUGGACAGACAAUCGCUUUUGUCGGCGAAACAGGUGGCGGCAAGUCGACGAUGCUAAAGCUGCUGUUCCGCUUCUACGAUGUCACCAGCGGGUCCAUCAUGAUUGAUGGCCAAGACCUGCGCUCAGUCACCCAAUCCAGUCUUCGCGAUGCACUUGGUCUUGUUCCCCAAGACCCGGUCCUCUUCAACCAGACCAUCCGCCAAAACGUGCGCUACGCCCGUCUCGAAGCUACAGACGCCGAAAUCGAGGAUGCAUGCCGCGCAGCCGCGAUCCACGACGACAUCGUCGGCUUCCCCGACGGCUACAACUCCAAAGUUGGCGAGCGCGGCGUCCGCCUCUCAGGUGGCCAACUCCAACGCAUCGCCAUUGCGCGCGUGCUACUCAAGAACCCCAAGAUCGUUCUCCUUGACGAAGCCACAUCGGCAAUCGACUCUGGCAUCGAAGCACUCAUCCAAGAAGCCUUCCGCAAGCUGAGCAAAGGACGCACUACAUUCGUCAUCGCGCAUCGCCUCAGCACUAUCGUCGACGCGGACCAGAUUCUCGUUAUCGAGAAGGGCGCGAUUGUGGAGAGGGGCACGCAUCAGGAGUUGCUGGAGAAGAGCGGGAAGUAUAAUGAGCUUUGGACGAAGCAGACUGCGGGGCAUUUGUCCAGUGUUGGGAGUAAGGUUCCCUCGAAGGCGAAUUCGACGAACAGAGAGGUGGAAGGGAGUAUGCCGUUGAUUGAUAUUACGCCUGCGGAGAAGGAUGAGGCGACUGCGACGGGGAGGAGUGGGGAGGAUAAGGAUGUGGUUGAGAGACGGAAGUAAUAUUCGCCCUGAAAGUAUGUUGUCGUACGACGAAGUCAUGACUGUCCUCUUGGCUGUAUUCACACAACAUGGAGUUACCGAGAGAGUUCGGGAUCCACCAAUCAGAAGCGGGACGGAGAUCACAGCAAGACCGUGCGAGUCGGUCGGAGAAGGCUUGCGGACUCGAGAGUUUUGUUCUUCUUACGAAACUCAGAUGAAUUACAGCCACGGAAGGUCAAGACUGAAAGACAAGGAAGACAGGCAGAAAGCUCUAAGUGGUAAUGGCAAGAACGAGAGAGGUUUCCAAGGUAUUGCAAAUAUUCAUGUUGGAUCUCAUACGUUAGAAUGGAAGUGUUUCAACUCCAAACCCCAAUAAUGAC
Molecule: messenger RNA, 3202 nt
Organism: Macroventuria anomochaeta
Lineage: Eukaryota; Fungi; Ascomycota; Dothideomycetes; Pleosporales; Didymellaceae
Exons: 1
Coding region: 216-2843 (875 amino acids)
Biological process (GO): transmembrane transport
Cellular component (GO): membrane
Molecular function (GO): ATP binding; ATP hydrolysis activity; ABC-type transporter activity
Source: RefSeq, a predicted model, not a curated record